Molecule: messenger RNA, 741 nt
Organism: Epithele typhae
Lineage: Eukaryota; Fungi; Basidiomycota; Agaricomycetes; Polyporales; Epitheliaceae
Exons: 1
Molecular function (GO): protein binding
Source: RefSeq, a predicted model, not a curated record
AUGUCUGUAUCGCCGCAGCUCAGGCGCUUGAACCCCUUGACCGCGAACCACGACCACCUUCCACUGGUAAGCUCUUGGUCCUUAUCCAUACAUCACACUGAAACGGAUGUCUCGCGCAUUAGAUCGUCGAUAUCCAGCAUCAUUCUCCAACCGCCCGAGUUCGCACAGUCUCUACCACUACCAGCAUGCGAUCUCGACAACCUCGCCCCCCUUUCAGGUGACGACGCGGUGAGAAGAUGGACGCUUUCCCGCGCCGAAGAGUAUCAACGCCUCGCGCUCACCCUCCACUCUCUGCACAACGCCGUCGCCCCCGUCCACCGCAAGCUUCCCACCGAGAUUAUCUCCGAGAUCUUGGCCCACUGCUGGCAAGACGGCGACAGCCGCAGCAUCCGCGUCGCGCACGUCUGCCGGCGCUGGCGCGCGAUCGCGCACAAGACCCCGCGGUUCUGGGUGGCCGCGGUCGCCGCCCCCGGGUCGAUGCUCGACUUCGAAAGGUGGGAGCAUUGGACGGCCGCAACACGCGACGCACACCAAGCGUGCGCUGCGACGGUCCUCGCGCUCGCCAGUCCGCGUCCCGUCCGCGUUGCGGUGCACGGCCUUCCUCGCCCGGUCGCCGCCACGCUUCGGCUUCACGUGGAACGCGUCGUGGAGCUGACGGUCACCAUUCCGAGCGUGAACGACUGCCUCUCGUUGCGACAGCUGCUAAGGACAGAGGCGCCGAACCUGGAGACGUUGAAAGUG